This is a messenger RNA of Exophiala bonariae, 1914 nucleotides long. It is a transcript of the gene SNX41, whose product is annotated as Sorting nexin-41. The transcript has 5 exons. NCBI's taxonomy places the organism in Eukaryota, Fungi, Ascomycota, Eurotiomycetes, Chaetothyriales, Herpotrichiellaceae. The record is from RefSeq and is a predicted model, not a curated record. Gene Ontology annotation, biological process: retrograde transport, endosome to Golgi. Gene Ontology annotation, molecular function: phosphatidylinositol binding. Bases 1 to 1914 code for a protein of 637 amino acids.
AUGUGGCAGGACGACGAGGACAAUAACCCUUAUGGGUCUUUCAACAACCAGGACCCUACGGUUGAUCCCACCACCGCCUCAUAUUCAAACCAACCGUCUACCCCUCCCUCCUCUCAACCAUCUCCGAAUCAGCCGCCCCAAUUUCUCUCCAGACCAAGCAACAUCAGCGAUGAUGGCGAGGAAGACGCGGCACAUCCAGAGGAGGAGGAAGACAGCACACCUGUCCCCCCUAAGGGCGGAUAUGACGGGAGAGUCCAACAGAUCCUCUAUGAGAACCCUGAUCUCGAAAUAGUCAUCACUGACGCUGGCAAGAGCUCUGAUGGAGGUUACAUUGUCUACAAGAUACGGACGGGUGACAUUGAAGUUGCCAGGCGCUACUCGGAAUUCAGCUCGCUACGUGUUGCUCUGGUCAAUCUUCACCCGACUUUGGUCAUCCCACCCAUCCCCGAGAAGCAUUCAAUGGCAGAUUACGCCGCCAAACCGACCCGAGCGAAGGAAGAUGCGGGCAUUAUUGAUCUACGGAAGCGCAUGCUCGGAGUCUUCCUCAAUCGCUGUCGAAGAAUGAGAGAUGUUGUUGAAGAUGGCGUCUGGUGGCGGUUUCUAGAUCCCAAUUCCAGCUGGAAUGAGGUCCUACAUGCCCACCCAGUCGCCUCAGUUCCCAAGAACAACCUGAAAGCACCUCCACUAGACCCGGCGAAUCCGACUCCCGCUCACAAUUGGCUGCCCAUUCCUCCAACUUCUGCCAAAAUCAGGCCUGGCGGACCGACGUCGACUAGUGGAACACCUAUCUCCCCGCCUGAUCAGUCGUGGCCAUCGAGUGCUGCCCAUACCGUGCCCGGUCCGCAGAUCUUUGGCCGCUUUCCUAUCGCAGCAGACAAGUUGAGCGAGACUGACUUGGAUCCCUACUUUAUCAACUUUGAGUCUUCUACACGGGAACUGGAACUAUUACUGCAAGGCAGCAUUGAGAAAGUCAACCGGCGCACAUUGGAGCAUUUGACCAAGCUUUCGGCCGACCUUGCAGAACUUGGAGCACGGUACAAUGGGUUUUCGCUGUCGGAACAGUCCAUUAUGGUAGCAGCAGCCAUUGAGCGGGUAGGGCAGGCGGUUGAUAGCACAUAUAUCUCGACUGAGGAGCUAUCCUUGAGCCUUGGCGCCACAUUUGCGGAACCCAUGCGGGAGAGUGCCCAGUUUGCAGGGGUUGUGCGCAAUGUUUUGAGAUAUCGUGUCCUGAAGCGUGUGCAGCAGGAGAUGACCCGGGAAGAUUUGGACAAGAAAAAGUAUCUCCUUGAUUCUUUGGAGAGGAGCGAGGUUGAGGCCAAACGAAUUGAUGCAUAUCUUGCCAAUAGUACGACGCUGUCGAGCCCUCCUCGACGAUCGACUUCAAAUGCAUCGGCUCGAAGUCAAAGUGAGGCACAAUCACCUCCUGGUGGCCGAGAGGCCCACGAAGAGACUGAAUCGGUCGAUUCCGACUUCCCACCCACACAUGGCGAUGCACCAGGCUCGCCUCCUUCGUCCUAUCAAGGUCAAGGCCAAACCCAGACCGGGCCGACCUCACCAAUAUCUCACCGAAAGUCUCCUAGUGGGAACUUUGUGACCAACAAGAUUUUUGGCAGCUUCAGACACGCAGUCAAUGGGUUUGUAGAUGUGGAUCCUGAACGCACUCGACGUGAUCAGAUCGGUAAGACCCGAGAGAGCUUGACACAGCUGGAGCAGGCACUAGAAGUGUCCGAGAAGGAUGUCAAGGAUGCGACGCAGGGUGUACUGAAGGACCUCAAGAGGUUCCAGAAGGAGAAAGAGGACGAUAUUCAGCGAUACAUGAUAUCGUAUGCUCGAUGUCACAUUGAGUGGGCGAAGAAGAACUUGGAGACGUGGUCAGAAGCACGCGAAGAAGUGGACAAAAUUGUGGCCCCAUGA